AUGUCAAGCAAUAAUAAUAAUGAAUCUCACAAUUUAGAAAUAAUAAACCAUGACAAAAAUAAAAAAAAUUUAAUUAUAGGGUUAACAGGAAGUGUUGCAACAAUUAAAGCAAAACUAUUAGUGGAAAGUUUAAUAAAUUCAUAUAAUAUUAUAGUUAUAACAACAGAAACAUCAUUAAAGUUUUUAUCAGAAUCAGAUAUUCAAUAUAUAUCAAGCAAAGCUAAAAUAUAUAACGACAAGGAUGAAUGGGAAUCACAUGUAGAUAUAUUUAAAAGAUCUGCACUUCACAUAGAUUUAAGAAAAUGGGCAGAUUCAAUUUUAAUAGCGCCAUGCUCAGCAAAUACUUUGGGUAAAAUUUCAAAUGGGUUAUGUGACAAUUUAUUAACAUCAUUAAUUAGAGCAUGGGAUUAUAAAAAUAAGAAAUUAAUUAUAGCACCAGCAAUGAAUACAAUGAUGUGGGAGAACCCAUUUACCAGCCGCCAUAUCGAAACAAUGAAACAAUUAUCAAACAAUGUACUAUUUAUAGAUCCAAUUCAAAAGAAAUUAUUUUGUGGUGAUAUUGGUAUGGGUGCGAUGGAAGAAGUGCCAAAAAUAGUAGAAUAUAUAAUCAAAAAUGUGUAAAUAAAAAUAAAAUAAUAAAAACUAUAAUUUUAAUAAAAAAACAAAAUAAUAAAAACUAUAAUUUUAAUUUAAAU
Messenger RNA from Dictyostelium purpureum, 695 nucleotides. RefSeq lists its product as uncharacterized. The coding region runs from base 1 to 621 and encodes 206 amino acids. The transcript is spliced from 2 exons. Gene Ontology annotation, biological process: coenzyme A biosynthetic process. Gene Ontology annotation, cellular component: phosphopantothenoylcysteine decarboxylase complex. Lineage: Eukaryota; Evosea; Eumycetozoa; Dictyosteliales; Dictyosteliaceae. Gene Ontology annotation, molecular function: phosphopantothenoylcysteine decarboxylase activity; FMN binding. The record is from RefSeq and is a predicted model, not a curated record.